GUCACCAACCAACUCCACACUAUAAGAAGGGUUUAUCACAUAAUUAUUUGGAUAUAAGCUCUGUAUUUCUAUUUUCUCUCUCUAAAAUCUGUUAGUAAAAGGGUUUGUGAUUUGUAUGGCAGCAGCUAAUUUGCAUAAUCGGAAACUGGCGAGUUUUGGAAAGCGAUUUGUAAGCCAGAUCGUUCCGCGUGAUUCUACUCUACUCCCAACCACUUUUCUCUCUUUCAGGAGGGUGCACGUUUCAGUUUAUGACAAGAACCCAGAGGAGCAUGUCCGCCCUACUGUGGUACCAGACGAUGUAAUCGCAUCCCACUCUGACAAAUACUGGGCUCCUAACCCGCAGACUGGCGUGUUUGGCCCAGAAACUGAUCACAAACCAACUGCAGGCACUGCUGCAAUUGGAAGUAUCGGUGAAGAUUCGGUCUUGGAACAGAAGGCCUUUUUCCGUCCUCUUGAGGUCGAGGAUUUGGAGAAACCACCCCAUCCUUGAGUUAUCCUAUUAUAAAUAAGUUCAUUGUGGAGGCUAUAUUCGUGAGCUAGCACACAUACAUAUAUAGCUAUAUGUAGUACAGUGGAAUAAUACUGCUUUGAUGUCUAUAAUCUUGUGAGUAGCUAGCUGGAACUUGCUUUUAACCAAAGCUGUUACUACUUAGUAGUUGUGUACUUAUGGCUGGAUGUUAUAUCAGUGUUAUGCUUUGUGAAAGAAUUUGUUUACUUUUAUUUGUCA
Molecule: messenger RNA, 727 nt
Organism: Olea europaea var. sylvestris
Lineage: Eukaryota; Viridiplantae; Streptophyta; Magnoliopsida; Lamiales; Oleaceae
Product: late embryogenesis abundant protein At5g17165-like
Exons: 2
Coding region: 116-490 (124 amino acids)
Source: RefSeq, a predicted model, not a curated record